GAGUGCAAAAGCACGCACAAUUGUUUUACUUGCCGUGGCCGGCAUCACACGUUGUUGCACCGAAACAACCCCUUUUCCAGUAAUUCAAGCCCUUUAAAUCCUGCAAGGCCAAUUUCCGCUAAUCAGGCCAAUUUCGUUCCAAAUGAGCCAGCCGGUGUUCAAAAUUAUUUCGCCACGGGCUCAAGAGCUAUCCUUCUUAGCACUGCCGUAAUCAAUAUUUCCCAUCUUGGCACUAAAUUUAAGGUACGCGCCCUGAUCGACUCCGGAUCAGAGGCAACAUUCAUAACCGAGCGACUUUUCAAUCUAAUUAGAUUGCCAUUCCAGGUGGUUCAAGCCCAAGUCUCAGGCUUAAACCAAACAGUAGCAGCUCAGUCCAAGAAGCUCUGCAGUUUCACCAUCCGAUCUCCGACUAGGCCCGCGUUGCAGUUGGAGACGACGGCCUAUGUCCUCCCACAUCUAACCGGAAAUCUGCCUUCCUACCCAAUUCCGCAAAAUUUCCUUCGGGAUCUUCCUGAUUUUCCACUGGCGGAUCCAAAUUCUAUGAGAGCGCACAAAUAGAUGUCCUUAUCGGAGCCGACAUUCUGCCUUCGGUGCUUCUGAGAGGAGCAAAAACCAACAUGUGUGGCUCUCUCUUGAGGCAAGAGACCAUUUUCGGCUGGGUACUAGCUGAGGCCAGUGUCAGCCUCAGCACAAAGCAGAAUAUUCUCCUUUUCGACGCAGAUCGCCCACGCGUAUGAUAAUUCCCUGGACAAACUACUCACAAAGUUUUGGGAGGUGGAGAAUUUACCAACAAAGUUGGUAAAAGAAUCCGAUUCCAUGUGCGAGAAGAAUUUCCUUCAAACGACCACGAGAGACGAGUGCGGCAAAUAUGUCGUUACUCUGCCUUUUCGCGACUCAGAAUAUCGGUUCUGGACUAGGGCAUUCCAGGAUUUUCGCGUUGGCUCAGUUUUUAAGAAAUGAGCAGCGUCUAAAAAGAGAUGAGGCCUUGAAGGCGAGAUACGAUUCGGUGAUCCAGGAAUAACUCGACUUAAAGCACAUGCGACAAGUUCUUCCUACCCAUGAUUGCAACGCCUAUUAUAUGCCACAUCACGCCGUCUUAAAACCGGAGAGCGUAACUACUAAACUUCGUGUAGUAUUCAAUGCCUCCAGCCCUUCAUCGAAUGGUACCAGUUUAAAUGAUAUCCUUCAUGCUGGCCCUGUCUUAAAGUCCGACUUGACCAAUCAAAUUCUGAAGUGGCGCUAUUUCCGAUACGUGUUCAGCGCCGAUAUCGAGAAAAUGUAUCGGCAGAUCUGGGUAGAUCCGAAACACACUCCAUUCCAGCGAAUACUUUUCCGUAACAAUAGAGGGGAAAUCAGAGAUUUCAAAUUGAAAACAGUAACCUUUGGAGUCAAUUGCGCGCCUUUCCUGGUCAUCCGAGUACUGCAGCAGCUAGCAGCUGACGUAGAACUCAGCCAUCCAAAAGCUAGCAAUAUCAUUCGAAAUUUCAUGUAUGUGGAUGAUGUUUUAGCCGGAGCGGACUCCACGGAAGAAGCUCAGCUCAUGGUGCAAGAGCUCCGAGACGCUCCGAAUUCCGCCGGAUUUCCAUUGAGGAAAUGGACCUCCAACCAAAAGGAAGUUUUAGCGGCCAUUCAGAGCGACCAUUUCUUAAAUACUGAUUUUUUCGAGAUCGAUGCAGAAAGCACUGCCAAAAACCUCGGUAUUCGCUGGAAGGCAACCUCCGACGAAUUCAUCUUCGUCCCGCCAGAGUUGGCUGUUGAAAUGUCCUUUACAAAACGCCAAGUCCUGUCCCAAAUUGCCAAAUUGUUCGACCCUGCAGGCUGGUUAGCGUCGUUUAUCGUUCGAGCUAAAAUUUUCAUGCAGGAGAUUUGGCUGCAGGAGCUUGGGUGGGACGAAAACAUUCCAAAUGAGCUUUUUCAGCGAUGGCUUAAUUUUCUUCGAAGUUAUUCGGUUUUAGAGCAGAUACGCAUUCCACGCUGGCUCUCGUUUCAUCCAGAGUUCAAAGUCGAGCAUCAUGGCCUUUGCGAUGCAUCGCAAAAGGCUUAUGGGGCGGCAAUAAAUGUCCGCGUAGAAGUGGGGGGCCUCAUUAUGGUGCAACUCCUAACCGCGAAGACCCGGGUAGCACCAGUCAAAACGGUUUCGCUCCUAAGACUGGAGCUGAGCGGAGCGUUAUUGCUUUCCGAAAUGGCUACAGCCAUCAUUUCACAGAUGCCUACGAUAAAUUCCGAACUUUACUGUUGGAUGGACUCCACGAUAAUGCUUGCAUGGUUAAGCAAGCCAGCGUGCCAGUAGACCACAUUUGUAGCCAAUAGGGUGACGAAGAUCGCCCAGGCCACAAAAACAGAGCAAGUAGAGGGUUUCCCUCCAAGAUCUAGCCGAUAGCCAGUUAUGGUGGCACGGACCGACUUGGAUGCAAAAUCCACGCAACCAAUGGCCAACUCAGGUCGACAACGCUCCGGUGACCGACGUGGAGAAGGGUGCUCUAAAGUCCAUCUCGCAAAAGCUCCUUCUGAAGAGUUGUUGGCACGUUUCUCCAAGCUUGAGAAAGCUCUACGGGUCCUUGCUUAUGUUCAUCGCUUCAUUCAGCGGUGCAAGAAGCAGACAUCUCCAUCUGAUGUGCAUUUGCUGGCCACUGAAAUCGCCGCCGCCGAGCGGUUCCUAAUUUCGAACACUCAGCGCAGAGAAUUCCCUGUGGAAUAUCACUGCCUAAGUGAAAAGCGUCCAGUGCCAAGUUCAAGUGCCAUUCUAAGCAGGAACCCGUUUCUAGAUCCGCAAGGACGGAUCAGGGCGUGCGGCCGUGUGGCGGCUUCCGAAAGCCUUUAAUACAAUGAACGGCAUCCAGUGAUUCUUCCGCUUUCUCGCCACUUUGCGAAUUUCACUCAUCGCAUAACUCUCCAUGGUGGUAACCAGUUAAUGGUGCGCCUCAUCCGGUCGAAAUACUGGAUUCCGAGAAUUAGGAACCUGAUGAAAGCAGUAGUAAAUUCGUGCAAAGUAUGUGUUAUCCACAAAAAUCGGUUGCAAAGCCAACUAAUGGGUCUCCUGCCCAAAGAAAGAGCAUCGUUCUCCCGACCAUUUACAUAUACUGGCAUGAAUUACGCCGGUCCGUUCGAUAUAAAGAACUAUACGGGAAGAGCAUGUCUUAUUACAAAGGGGUAUGUGUUUGUUUUUGUUUGUUUCUCCAACAAGGCCAUCCAUUUAGAGCCUACAUCUGACUUAACGACCGAAAAGUUUCUUGCCGCUUUCGCUCGUUUUGUAUCCAGAAGAGGGUGUCCACGUCAAGUCCAGUCAGUCAAUGGCAAAACCUUUGUUGAGAUGCAAUGGCAAUUUAUUUCUCCGGGGGCACCCCAUAUGAAAGGCCUUUGGGAAGCAGGCGUAAAAAGUUUUAAGACGCUAUUUUACAAAUGCACUGCCACACGAAAAUACACGUUCGAAGAACUCUCCACGCUUUUGGCAAAAAUAUAAGCAUGCCUUAACUCCAGGCCGCUCUCUCCUAUGUCUGAGGAUCCGACAGAUUUGCUGGCUCUGACGCCAGGUCAUUUCCUUAUCGGGGGACGCCUUAUGUCCACGGUGGAACCCGAAGAAAAAGGAGAAACGAAAUCCAUUCUUAAUCGGUGGCAGCAUUUGAAAGCUAUCCAUCAGCAGUUCCGUGUGCGAUGGAAAGAAGAGUACCUCAAAGAACUCCACAAGCGCACUAAAUGGCAGGCCCCGUCCAAAAAUCAUCAAGGACGACAACUUACCCUC
Molecule: messenger RNA, 3739 nt
Organism: Drosophila yakuba
Lineage: Eukaryota; Metazoa; Arthropoda; Insecta; Diptera; Drosophilidae
Exons: 1
Coding region: 1037-2290 (417 amino acids)
Source: RefSeq, a predicted model, not a curated record